Messenger RNA from Grammomys surdaster, 1319 nucleotides. RefSeq lists its product as uncharacterized. Bases 240 to 1295 code for a protein of 351 amino acids. NCBI's taxonomy places the organism in Eukaryota, Metazoa, Chordata, Mammalia, Rodentia, Muridae. The transcript is spliced from 3 exons. The record is from RefSeq and is a predicted model, not a curated record.
ACCUCACAGUAAACUGAGCUUUGAGGAGGAAUGACUCAUAAAAACUUGGUGGUCUUCAUUUGUGGUGCCAUCAGCCUGAUAAACAAACCCAGAGGGCCACAAAGCUCUGUCUGCAGAGUUUCAGUAGGGAAUAGUCUCAAAAUGGAUUUAGGGUGAAGGAUGAUUGACAUUGUCAGUCAGGCAAGCAGAGGACCAGGUGAUCAAACAGGAAUAGAAUUUCAGUACAAAACAAAGCAAAGAUGCUGUAUGUGGUGACAGAGGCACAGAAGGCCUGGCUAGACAAAGUGCAGAAAGACAAUGAGCUGACCAAACGAGAGACUAGAGUUAUCUCAGAAGACAAAAAAGGCUUUGGAACUGAACAGUCUGGUCUGGGUAUCCUUAGGCUACCUCUCACCAAAGGGCCUAUUUCUUUUCUCUGUCCAUGCCAAAGAAAUGAUUCUGAGUGGUUUACACUAAGUCCACAGGAGAGAUUAGCUUGGGCAAAAGAUUCCAGAGACCCUAGGAUUUCAGAAGGUCAACGGUCUCCACUGGAGAAAAAGAUCCUGAAUUGUGGUGGUGUGCGUACAACAGCAGCAAGACACUUGGUAUCUCAGAAAUGCCAUGAGGAGAGCAAAGCACUCUGCAAGGAUCAAGCUCAUUCUCUUGACUACUGGCUUGCAAAAGCAGAGUCGUAUUAUAAUAAAAAAAUAGUGGACAUGAUGAAAAAAGACACAGGUGGUGAAACAAAGACAAAAGUGGAAGAGAAACCACCACCACCACGCACAGAGAGACAGAAACAGCAUUAUUGGGUGCCUGAGAGAGAGAAGAAGCAAAUAGAAAGGCACAUUCAUAGAACAGGCCAGGGCAGAGAAUUUAAGGACAAACCCUGGAGACUCUUCAGUGAAGCAGCACUACCCAAAAUUAUGCUAGAGAAGCAUAGCAUCCCAAAAGCACAGAAAAGAAGGCAGGCACAUGAGAGAGAACUGCUCCAAAUUAAAGAUCACCAGGAGCGCAUGAUUCGAGGGAGAGAACUUCUACAGCAAAGGCUCAAAGAAAGAAUCUUGAGAAAAAGCCUGAGCCAGAUCCCACUUCCUGAGAAACAUGUUCGAGUGAAGAAACAGAGAAAAGAGUUUGAGAGGGUAGUUGCAUACCCACUUUUCCAGCCAUCCAGUACCAGUCGGAUUAAAGUAGAUAUUCUUAUGGAAAAAUCUCGGGAUGAAGAGGACUUGAGCACAAUUAUAAAGCCAUUUGGAAGGAGAUUCUUAGCUGUACCACCCUUUUUGAGAACUCAAAUAGGAAAAAUAAAGGAUCUGUAAUGUUUCAGAGCUUUGCUGAUGGAA